Messenger RNA from Fraxinus pennsylvanica, 1287 nucleotides. The record is from the annotation of a GenBank genome assembly. Lineage: Eukaryota; Viridiplantae; Streptophyta; Magnoliopsida; Lamiales; Oleaceae.
AUGGAUUUGGAACUGUUGAAGAAAGGUUUAGACUAUACGAAGAGAAAGAAAAAGUGGAUUCUUGUUUUUGGAGCAUUAGGAUUCACUAGUUAUAGGAUUUACAACUCGCCUUCUGUUGUGAAAAAGAGGAAAAGAUUGUUGAAACUUUUAGGUGCAUUAGUUUCUGUAGCAGAGAUGGUAUCUGAUUCAGCAGAGACGAUUGGGAUUAUUUCGAAUGAUUUUAAAGAGUUCAUACAAUCAGAUUCCAAUCGAAUUCCCAAUAGUUUGAAGCAAAUAUCCAAGAUCACUCGGUCCGAUGAGUUUUCUCACUCGGUAAAUAGUAUCACAAAGGCUUUGACAGUGGGAAUUCUGCGAGGCUACAAGUCUGAAGCAAUGCAAAAUGAUGCUUCUGUGAGUGAGAGUUCGGGUUUCUCUGAGCGGGUUAUGAAUAAAUUGUUUUCGGAUUCAGGGUCUGGUUUUGCUUCUGUAGUUGUUGGGAGUUUUGCAAGAAAUUUGGUAAUGGCAUUUUAUUCGGAUAGACAACACAAGACAGGAUCGAAUUUGGAUGGUUUUGUAAAUCUUGAUAAUCUUUCGAUGGAGCCAGAUUAUCAGUCUAUUUCGAGGUGGAUUGAAGUGGCUAACGAGGACAAGUGUCGAGAGCUAAUUGGAUAUUGCAUACAAUUAUUUGUGAGCACUGCUGUUAGUGUUUACUUGGAGAAAACUAUGCAUAUAAACACUUACGAUGAAAUCUUUUCUGGAUUGACUAAUCCUAAGCAUGAAUCUGAAGUAAAAGACACGCUGGUAACUGUAUGCAAUGGUGCUAUAGAAACUUUAAUCCAAACUUCUCACCAAGUGUGGACUAAAAGCUCCUUUACUGAUUCAAAUUUGAGCCCCCCAUACUGGAAAGUUGAUUUUGGAGAUAGUUUUCCUGGAGAUGAUAAAGUCGAGAAAGGGACAAAAAUAAUCUCAACCACAAUAAAGGCAAGAAAAUUGAUCGAUGAUCAGAAUCAAGAUGGUGGAUGGAGGAGUAAGAUUUCUUCUACUUUGGCAGUGCCAAGCAAUAGGAAGUUUGUUCUUGAUAUGACUGGGAAGGUGACAUUCGAAACAGUUAGAUCGUUUCUCGAGAUUUUACUCGAGAAACUGUCAGAGUGCACGAAGAGAAGCGUUGAUGUUGUCCACCAGGAGGUCGUUGAUCGAGGAAUUAAUACUAUGAGAUAUGUGAGUGGCAAAUCUUCUACCGUUGCUACUGUAUGUCUUACUUUGUGUUUGCACAUAUUGAAUGGACCUUGGAUUUUGGCUCCAUACUGA